AAAUAUUAAUGCCAAUUUAUAAUGAAGUUUGGGAGGAGGAAGGUAAGAUCAUCAGUAUUCUGUAGAUUUCAUGUUCAGAAACAUGAUUAAUCUCUAAACUUUGACUAAGAAUCACGUUAAAUUAUUGGACAAUCUGAAAUUUGAGUUUGUUGAGUACAAAGUAAUUUCACAUUCAAUCAAUAUUAUAGGCAAAUCAAUUGUUAGCUUGUCAUCUAUAUGACAGAAUGGCCCAACAUUGCAAGAAUCAAUUUGGUCUUUUCGAGGAUUCUUAUGUGCCUGAAUGUCUUGAUGCUAGAAAUUACUUUUAAUUGUGUGUAAGAAUGAACGCAUCCUAUGGUUUGGCCAAAAAGUAUUUCCCAGAGUAAAUCACUUAAUUAUUUAUAUCUAGAUACUUCUUAACUAAUGAAUAUUCGAGACCAAACCCAAACUUUAAGGAAUUAGGACUUUGAAUAAGAAGAAUAAUUUAUCAAGCAUAAAAUUAAAUAUA
Messenger RNA from Paramecium octaurelia, 487 nucleotides. The record is from the annotation of a GenBank genome assembly. NCBI's taxonomy places the organism in Eukaryota, Ciliophora, Oligohymenophorea, Peniculida, Parameciidae.